This is a messenger RNA of Pseudovirgaria hyperparasitica, 819 nucleotides long. RefSeq lists its product as uncharacterized. NCBI's taxonomy places the organism in Eukaryota, Fungi, Ascomycota, Dothideomycetes, Acrospermales, Acrospermaceae. The coding region runs from base 1 to 819 and encodes 272 amino acids. Gene Ontology annotation, biological process: vacuolar proton-transporting V-type ATPase complex assembly. The record is from RefSeq and is a predicted model, not a curated record. Gene Ontology annotation, cellular component: endomembrane system. The transcript has a single exon.
AUGACACCUGCGAUCGUAGCAGCCCUUCAGAAAUGCGAAGCCCUCACUCCAGAAACCUUCGCCAAACUCCAGCGUCCCUCUGAACCACCACUCCGAGAGCCCAGCACCGGCAAUCCCAUCACGCACAGCCAACUCAUAGACCUCUCAAAGCUCCUGAAGCAGCAUGCCUCCGACCUCGAGUCCGAUCCAUCGCACGCCGCCUACAUCCCUUUCCGUCUCCAAGACCUCCUCCGCGGCACAAAAGUCUACGUGCCCCCUCCGCCGCCUAAACCUGAACCUACGUCCGAAUACAAAGCUCUGAUGGCGCACCUGCGCAAGCAGGAAGAGGCACGCGCGUACGAGCGCAUGCUGAAUCCUGCACCUCAAACAGAGAUGUUCUCACAACGCUACCCGGUCACGCCGAAUGCGCGGUUUCACACAACGGCCAUCGACCAUGCAGAAGAGGAGGAUGAGGCGACAUACGCUGACGUCAACAGACAGCUAGCGCUCAUUGCGAAUGUGCUGAUAUCUAUUAUCGCGUGUAGUGUGGCUAUAUGGAUGGCGGCGAGGCAUUGGAGUGCGCCGACGAGGUUGGGGCUGAGUAUGACGGGGAGUGGGGUUGUUGCUGCAGCAGAGGUCGUUAUCUAUUCUGGAUAUAUUCGACGGGUGAGAGAGGCCAAGGCGACAGAGAAGGCAAAGGUAGAGGUCAAGGAGGUGGCCGAGUCGUGGAUUAUAGAAGGUAGUAAAGGUGCUGCUGAGAAGGUGAAGUUGAUACCCAAUGCUACUGCGCCAGACACCAAGGAUGGGCAGGUCAGGUUUCGACACGGGAAGCAGAAAUGA